This is a messenger RNA of Lactuca sativa (garden lettuce), 1065 nucleotides long. RefSeq lists its product as uncharacterized. The record is from RefSeq and is a predicted model, not a curated record. Lineage: Eukaryota; Viridiplantae; Streptophyta; Magnoliopsida; Asterales; Asteraceae.
AUGAUAUCAGUGAUUCCAAUUUUCUUUGUGAUAUGUGCUUUGUGCUGUCUCCGUUGUUGGAAGUGGCUAAAGGGCUUGUUUCAUGUCUCACGUGUUGAGUCAGUAGAAAAUCCCAAGGAAGCGCAACUUGGAAAAGAUAAAGAUCUUAGCCAAUAUGUUUUGCAACUUGAAGAUGACAUGGAGUUUGCUGAGAGAACCUUGAAAGGCAUUUUAAAAUCUGUGAACCAUUUGAUCCGAAAGGCUGAAAAACAACAACCCAAACAUCUUAUCAAGCUGCUUGCAGAAUCUAGAGGAUUUGAUGGGGUUGAAAAUUUUGACAGCCAUCAUGUCCAGCCUUUACUUUCACAAGAAUAUCCUAACUGUUGGAGCUUACCAUUGGUAACUCUCACAACAAUCGCUAUGUCUCUUCCUAACAUCCAAAAGAAUCUAGUUGAUUGCUUGCUGAUUCGUGGUGUGAGUGAAGGUCUUGUAUAUGUCAAACUUGUUGAAGAAAGCCUGAAUGCUACUGAUGACCAUGUAUGGAUUCAAAAGGCUGCUCAAACGUUGUGGGUAGAAGUUGAAGUCUACAACAAAUGGUUAGGCAACAAGUUGCAAAACCCUGAUUCUCAACUGCAUACAGCAGGACAGAUUCUCCAGUUAUUGAGGGAUAAAGCUAAAAGCAUGGUUAUGGAGGCGGAAGGUACUAGUAUUGGAGUCUCAAAUGAUAAUACCAAACGAAGGUCUAUUUCUGCCAACUCAAUGUAUCGUAUCGCUGAAACAAUGCUUCUUUCUUACCACACCAACAUUGACGAACUUAGCCAAGAGGAACUAUUUGUGCAGCUAUCAUUAAUGAUUUCUGAUAUAUUGGCUGCAUGUCUCACCAACUUACCCCAUGUCAUAUUAAUGAAAUGCCACACAAGUGUCGUAGAAAGAAGGGAGUCGAGUGUCCAUGCUGCAGCUCAGCUUCUCGGUGAGAUUAUACAGAUAAUCAACACCCUUCAAGAACGUGAACUUCCAAGUUUGAGUCCAGCCGAGUUAGCAUCUAUUGACAAGUGGCGUGCUUACUUAAAGAAUCCCUACCCUUAA